AUCUUGUCUCGAUGGGCACACUUACCGCCGUCAGCGGAGAUUAGCAGUGACGCUUUAAAAUGGCCACUGUUGACAUCAUGAUAUUCUCAUUCGUGUUGGUUAGUGGUGUUUUGAAUGUCUCAUUAGAGGUGAGUCAUACUUACCAUCUGUUUGUUAGUGGUGUUUUGAAUAUCUCAUUAGACGUAAACCAUACUUACCAUCUGUUUGUUUGUGGUGUUUUGAAUAUCUCAUUAGAGGUAAGACAAAGUGACAAUCUGUUGGUUCGUGGUGUUUUGAAUGUCUUAUUUGAGUUCAGUCGUUCUAACCAUAUGUGUGUUAGUUGUGUCUUGAAUGAUUCUUUAGAGUUAACUCAUACUUACCAUGUGUUGAGCGUAUUGUAUUUGAGAGUAAAGUCAAAGAAAUAAAAUGUGUUGCCGUUUUUAUUACUGUCAUUCAGACCGUAAGUGGGUCAAGUCAAGGUGACUUCAAGUUUGAUUGGAGAGAUUAUGGAGUUAUUACCCCUGUCUAUUAUGACCGAUCGUCCGUUGAUAACUCUGCCAGCAUCGUCACAGCAGGUAGAUUAUAUAGUCAUAGAUGGAUAAAUUAUAUAGUCAUAGCAGGAUAAAUUAUAUAGUCAUAGCAGGAUAAAUUAUAUAGUCAUAGCAGGAUAAAUUAUAUAGUCAUAGCAGGAUAAAUUAUAUAGUCAUAGCAGGAUAAAUUAUAUAGUCAUAGCAGGAUAAAUUAUAUAGUCAUAGCAGGAUAAAUUAUAUAGUCAUAGCAGGAUAAAUUAUAUAGUGUAUGGUGGGCUGGUUUUAUUUAAUAAUUUUCCUGUUUUGUCAAUCCUAAAGACAAUAAAUGGCCAUGACCAUACAGUAAAUAUAUAGCAAUGCGUGCAUGUAUUUAUUUACACUGUUAUUUAAAACCGUUAAGUAUCACAGAUAUUAUGUCCAAAUCUAAAUUUCCCCCCAGAGUGUGUAGAGAGUCUGAACGCCAUUCAGGGCAAGACUAAAGCGAUUGACUUGAGUUGGCGAGAGGUUGCGGACUGCUGCAAGAACUAUCCCAGUGAACCUUACUGGACGUGGUUUGAAUGCAUCCUUAACAUAGGGGGUCUUUGCACGGAGGCUGAUUACAGAAGUGGUGCAGGGGUCUGCAAUAACAAAACGUGUACCGCUGUCGGAAAGGUGGGUACAUUUUUUUUUUAAAAACACUUACCUUGAUUAUAAGAACGUUGAAAACAACCAGUAUUUUUUUCUUGUAAUAUGCUUCUUACUAUACCACAGUGUUGAAGGAACGCGAACUUAUCAAUUAAAAAAUAUAUGGAAUUCAAUAAAUAAUUUUUUUUUAAUGUCGAAAUUUGAAAUAUAUAUAAAAAUCAAGGUAUGUAUUUUGAUUAAUUCUAAUUUUCAAAUAGAAUCCCAUAUACUUCCCUUAGAAUUUAGUUUUUUUUAAUGUCCUUGAAAUCAGUUUUAUUCUGGACGCGAAACAAAUGUGACAUUUUUAAUAAUUUUUUUUAUUUACAUAGGUUUUUUCCCCAUUAAUUUUCAGGUGACAGGAAACGGAAUAAUCCCAAAGGGAAGUGAAAAUCUCAUGGCUGAGAUAAUUCAUCAAACGACGAUAGUCGCAUACAUCGAUGUCACGCCGGAGUCUUUCCAGGUAAUCCUCGGAGUGUUCAUUAAAAAUCAUCGGAUAAAGUUGGGUAAUUGGAAUCAGUCGAUACAGGAUUGGCCAAAGUUGGGUAAUUGGAAUCAGUCGAUACAGGAUUGGCCAAAGUUGGGUGAUUGGAGUCAGUCAAGAUAUGAUUGGCCAAAGUUGGAAUCGACACAAAUCAUGAUCCAAAUGAGUUUGAUCGUUUGAACGGUGCAACAAUUUAUUUCAUAGAUUUUCAUGACGUUUCUUUGAUUGCUUUCGUUUUUUUAAAAUGUUUUUCCGCUUUUAAUAAAUAUUACUUGUAUCAAUAAAAAUAAUAUCGAAGUCGAAGAUUUUAGCUAAUUUUGUAUUUGGGCAUAUAUUUUUUAAUUAGUUUUUUUUCCCCUACUACUACUCUUUUAAAUCCAGUGCAAAUAAAAAAUGGUUAGUACAUAAACAAUGCAUUUUCAAAUUAAGCAUACAAUUUCAUGCAUUGUGUGUUAGUCAAUUGACUUGACGAGGACAUGUCAAGGACAUCCAAGUCUAAGGCUCUUUCUGUCCGUGGAUGCCCGAGAGCAGAUGAUUCGAACUCUGGCCCAGACAUGUCUUUAGCGGUCCUAGUGUGAGACAUGUCAUCACGCGGCGUAAACCAGAGCCGUCGCAUGACUCUUGCAGGACACCUGACACUUUUUGGUGGGCCCCUGCCAGCUUUGAUGGGCCCCUGAAAUUUUUGGUGGGCCCCUGCCAGCUUUGAUGGGCCCCUGAAAUUUUUGGUGUGCCCUUGACACUUUUCGUGUUUUUUCUCCCUGAUUUUUUUUAAUUUACUUUUUUUGUUGACCCCUGUAUACACAUUUUGAUUAUUUUUUUCCUGCAUGAAAACUGUUGCCCCUUUAAAUGUGUUAGGCCUCCUGCUGGUGCAGGAAUUUCAUGGCCUGCUCGAUGGCCCUGUUGCAGAGGAUAGACGGAAAUUAAUUAUUCCGACAUCAAAAAAUGGCCGAUGAUACUAUACUUAGACAAAUGGACACCAACGAAUGAAUUUUUGUGAUGGACGGGUGUUGGGCACAAUCAAUCUUGCAAACAUUAAAGACAUGUGCAAGUAUACUUUUUUUUUUGCCUGAUAUUCUUCUCGUCUCAAAGUGGCGAAAUGCAUGAACCUUUGGCCUAUAUAAUAUUAUUUGUUCUUGCACACAAUUGCAAUUUUUUAAUUGUUUUUAUUUUAAAGAGUUAUACCGGAGGUAUCUAUUCUGACCGGAACUGCACACCUGGUGGGAUCUAUGAUCACGUGGUACAGAUUGUUGGUUAUGGCACGGAGGCAGGAGUGGAUUACUGGAUCCUGAAAAAUUCUUGGGGUAAAUUGUGUCUUAUUUACUCCACCAAAAAUUACUGUUUAUUGAAUGUUCUCAAUUAAAAGUUUAUUUUAGAUCCAUUAUUAGCAGUUAUUUGUAUAUAUAUUGUUGGUCCGUCGAGGAUCGACGAGGACCAUCGAGUCGUCUGGUGACUGAUGACUUGCGCGGGUGACUUUGUUUUAAAGUGAAGAAGAGUUGCGCUGCGUCUACCUCACUCUCUCGUCCGAGCCCACCAUAUCCAGUGUCAAGGCUCUACGUCAAGACGACCAGGGAUGGGUUCGGUUGCAGGAAUUGUCAUUGUUUGCGCCUUACGGGACUCCAUCUCAGGGUUUGAAUUCAGAGUAUAUAUAUAUAUAUAUAUAUUUAUUUAUUACCUGCAAUACCAUUCUGGUGCCACCCUUUAAAUUUGAUUCGAAUCUUGGCACUGAGCUGAGUUUUAUUUCAUUUUUUUCCUCCACAGGUAUCUCGUGGGGAGAACAGGGCUACAUGAGGCUACUGCGAGGCAAAAACAUAUGUGGCAUAUCAGCAAUGAAUAUAUAUCCCAAAUAAACCAAAAAUUUACUUCAAAGUAUCUGGUUUUAUAAUAUUAGAAGUUUGAAGAAUGUAUUUUGUAUGCAUACGUUCAAAUGCUUUACUUACUUUCCAC
Lymnaea stagnalis (great pond snail) is the source of this 3597-nucleotide messenger RNA. The record is from the annotation of a GenBank genome assembly. Lineage: Eukaryota; Metazoa; Mollusca; Gastropoda; Lymnaeidae.